Messenger RNA from Funneliformis mosseae, 183 nucleotides. Lineage: Eukaryota; Fungi; Glomeromycota; Glomeromycetes; Glomerales; Glomeraceae. The record is from the annotation of a GenBank genome assembly.
AUGGAUAUCCUUUCUGAAACUAGAGAAAUUUCUGAUAAUAAUUCAGUAUUUUCUGAUAAUAGUCAUAAUAUAGAAAUUAAUGAACUUAAAAUGUUAAUUUCUCAGCUUUUAAAUAGUAAUCUUAAUGCAUAUAAAUACCUUCAUAUUGAGAAUGAGAUUUCAAAGGGAGCUUACAGAUUUUGA